AUGGGAACCCAGAAAUGUACAAUAUCUGGUUUUGUUGUUCUCUGUUUUGAGAAUUUGGUUAGAGCUUCCUAUUGUUUGAUUAAUUUGGCAAAGGAUAUGUACCGAGACGAAUACUCUAUCGGAUUUCAAUUUGAACAUUGUUGGAAGUUGUUGAAGAACUUGCCAAAAUGGAAGCAGUUGAAGCCAGUAGUGCCGAGAAAGAAAUCCAUAAGUCCUUCUCUUCAACCUGUGAUACAUCUAGGUGUUGACAAUGAUGAUGAAGAUGUUAUUGUAGACUUGGAGAGACCUAUAGGCAAGAAGGCCGCGAAAGAGAGAGAGAAAAAAAGAAAGAGCAAAGAUUGUGGAGAUAAAGAGAUUAUGAUGGAGGUUUUGGCUGAAUUAACAGAAGUGAAGAAAAGAUCGUAUGAGGAGAGAAUGAAAAAUAUUGAUACGGCAAAGGAAGAGAUUGUUCGUAUUGAGAAACAAAAGCUUGAGAUUGAACUUAGGAAAGAGGCAAGAGAACAAAAGAAAGAGGAAAGAGAAAUUAUGAUGAUGGAUACAAGCUACUUGUCAUCAAUUCAGCUUGAAUAUAUUCAAUCUCUCCAAAUGGAAAUCAUGCAGAAGCGUAGGACUACCUAG
Molecule: messenger RNA, 618 nt
Organism: Alnus glutinosa
Lineage: Eukaryota; Viridiplantae; Streptophyta; Magnoliopsida; Fagales; Betulaceae
Exons: 3
Coding region: 1-618 (205 amino acids)
Source: RefSeq, a predicted model, not a curated record